AUGAUCCAUACAAUACUCAUGGCCGCUCUGGCCAUUUCAUCAGUCAACGGACACAUGGCACUGUCGUAUCCAGCGCCUUUUCGAGCAUCCAACAAUCCCCACGCAAAGAAUGUCGACUACAGCAUGACAACUCCCCUCAGCGGAGCUGCCCAAUUUCCGUGCAAGGGUUACAGUUCGGAUAUGGCCGAUACAACAGGAGCAGGCGCCCCGGUGGCAACUUGGACCGCUGGUCAAAAAUAUAAUUUUACGGUUACCGGCGGAGCGCCACACGGCGGAGGUUCAUGCCAAAUAGCUUUAAGCUACGACUCCAAAACUUUCUCCACGAUUCAUUCGUACAUUGGUUCUUGCCCGCUAUCGUCGGGGCAAAACUUCGACUUCACGCUCCCCUCCGAUGCCAAGACAGGCCCAGCAAUGUUUGCCUGGGUUUGGUACAAUAAGGUUGGAAACCGAGAGAUAUAUAUGAACUGCGCAUCAGUCAAUAUCGCAGCCGGAACGGGAGCCAAACCUGCAGUCGCCUUCUCUUCCCGCCCUUCACUGUUCCUUGCCAAUCUGGGCAACGGAUGCACCACGGUCGAAGGAAAAGAUGCCGUCUUCCCAGACCCAGGACCAGACGCUGAUGUAACGACCAAACUGACUACAACUGACGACAAGGGAUCCUUCACGGGAACAUGUGCCCCAGUAGGCGGAGUUGGUGGUCAAGCGGCAGCAGCGGCAGGAUCACCUGUUUCUGGAUCAGGUCCCAAACCAGGGGCUUCAUUGGGCUCAACUGCUACAGCAGCUGCUCCUAUUACAUCCGGGACCGGUACAGCGAACAGCAGCCUCCAGGUUUCUACCAGUGGGGUGUGUGGAGAAAAUAAGCAAACCUGUGUAGGGUCAAAAUUCGGGAAAUGUUGCUCCAAAUUCGGAUACUGCGGUGAUACUCCUCUUCACUGCGGAACUGGCUGCGUGUCUGGUUUCGGGCAAUGUGGAGACUUCCUCAACUCCACUGAGGUAAUGACCUCGAGCGCCUCUCCAGCUCGAAGAUUGAUACGUGUGCGGAGACCCCUCUGGUGA
Messenger RNA from Venustampulla echinocandica, 1053 nucleotides. RefSeq lists its product as uncharacterized. The coding region runs from base 1 to 1053 and encodes 350 amino acids. The transcript has a single exon. The record is from RefSeq and is a predicted model, not a curated record. NCBI's taxonomy places the organism in Eukaryota, Fungi, Ascomycota, Leotiomycetes, Helotiales, Pleuroascaceae. Gene Ontology annotation, molecular function: chitin binding.